AUGACCGCUAUCCCCGUUGACGGAACAUGGUUUGACACCCUCAACAAGUCCUUCGCCGAUGUCCCCAUUGGCGAGGAUGAGGGUAUCUCGACAACCGAGUUUCUCGAGGCCGCUGAUUCCCUAGUGACCCUGUUUGAUGUUCUCGGUUCCGCUGCUUUCACCCCGGUCAAGAAAGACUUGCUGAACAAUAUCAAGAAAGUCCGUGACCGUCAGCUGGCAGCUCCUGGGGAGUCCGAGACUCUGCAGAAGCUUGUUCUGAACGAACUGAAGACCAAGAACCACACUGCCACCGAAGGUCUGGUCUGGCUAGUUCGUGGUCUCGACUUUACUGUGCAGGCACUCCGUCACAACAUCGACAACUCCACCAAGGAGCUCGCUGACUCCUUCCGCGAAGCUUAUGGCAAGACCCUUAAGCCCCACCACUCAUUCAUUAUCAAGCCCAUCUUCUCCGCCGCCAUGAGCGCAACCCCAUACCGAAAGGACUUCUAUAAAAAGCUUGGUGAGGAUCAGGGUAAGGUCAACGCCGAGCUGCUGAAGGAAGUCGUUGCAUUGGAGAAGGUCGUCAGCAUCCUGAAGACCUUCCAGGGUACCAAGGAAGCUCAAUGGUAG
This is a messenger RNA of Penicillium soppii, 609 nucleotides long. RefSeq names its product GLTP domain-containing protein. Gene Ontology annotation, cellular component: cytoplasm; cytosol; membrane. Gene Ontology annotation, molecular function: ceramide 1-phosphate binding; ceramide 1-phosphate transfer activity. The transcript has 4 exons. The record is from RefSeq and is a predicted model, not a curated record. Gene Ontology annotation, biological process: ceramide transport; intermembrane lipid transfer. Lineage: Eukaryota; Fungi; Ascomycota; Eurotiomycetes; Eurotiales; Aspergillaceae. The coding region runs from base 1 to 609 and encodes 202 amino acids.